CCCGGUGCUCCGCCCCUGCUCCGCCCCCGCACCACAGGCCCUCAGCGGGUCACACAGCAACAUGAUGGCGCCUGGAGGAGCCCUAGCUUCGGUCCAGUCGUAGUGUAAAGGACCGGUGUUGACCCGGCAGGAUGAACCCCUGCGCCCAGUAUCUGCGCCAGGCGGAGGCCCUGAAGGCUGACAUGACAGACUCAAAGCUGGGGGCAGCAGAGGUGUGGACGUCCCGCCAGGCGCUGCAGGAUCUCUACCAGAAGAUGCUGGUGACGGACCUGGAGUACGCUCUGGACAAGAAGGUGGAGCAGGACCUGUGGAACCACGCCUUUAAGAACCAGAUUACCACCCUGCAGAGCCAGGCCAAGAACCGGGCCAACCCCAACCGGAGCGAGGUCCAGGCCAACCUGUCGCUGUUCCUGGAGGCCGCCAGCGGCUUCUACACUCAGCUGCUCCAGGAGCUCUGCACCGUCUUUAACGUAGACCUGCCCUGCCGCGUCCGGUCGUCUCAGCUCGGCAUCAUCAGCAGCAAGCAGAGCGGCGGCGGCGGCGGCAUCAUCACGCCUCAGCCCAGCUCCUGCUCCUACAUCUGCCAGCACUGCCUGGUCCACCUGGGAGACAUCGCUCGCUACCGGAACCAGACCAGCCAGGCAGAGUCGUACUACAGACACGCAGCCCAGCUGGUUCCAUCCAACGGUCAGCCCUACAACCAGCUGGCCAUCCUGGCCUCCUCCAAAGGAGACCACCUCACCACCAUCUUCUACUAUUGCCGCAGCAUCGCCGUCAAGUUCCCCUUCCCUGCAGCCUCCACCAACCUGCAGAAGGCUUUGUCCAAGGCGCUGGAAAGCCGCGAUGAGGUCCGAACCAAGUGGAGCGUCUCUGAUUUCAUCAAAGCCUUCAUCAAGUUCCACGGCCACGUCUAUCUGAGCAAGAGCCUGGAUAAACUGGACCCCCUGAGGGAGAAGCUGGAGGAGCAGUUUCAGAGGCUGAUCCUGCAGAAAGCCUUCAGCUCCCAGCAGCUGGUCCACAUCACCGUCAUCAACCUGUUCGAGCUGCAUCACCUCAGAGACCUGACGGCCGACGGCGGCGAGCCCGGCUGCAGCGGCGAGCAGCAGCUCAGCUGGUUCCAGCUGCUCGGACUCUUCGUGUCCUUCCUGGGAGUGAUGUGCAGCCGGGUUCUGCUCGACAAGAACCGAGGGGAGGAGCUGAUGGGGGAGUGUCCUCUGCCGGCCAUCAAGCUGUCCUUGGAUUGGCUCAAACUGCGGAGCAGCAUCUUCCAGGAAGCGGCCGUGGAGAACAGGAAGUACAUCUGGCCGUGGCUGGUGUCCAUCCUCAACAGCUUCCAGCCCAGAGAGGAAGACCUCUCCUCCUCCUCUUCCUCCUCAGUGCUGCCGCUGCCAGAGGAGUUUGAGCUGCAGGGUUUCCUGGCGCUGCGACCGGCUCUCAGGUGUUUGGACUUCACCAGAGGUCACCAGGGCAUCCUUCUGGAUCGGGAGGGGCUGCCGCUGCACGCUCGCCACCAGCGGCUGAUCGCUCUGGGGAAAUGGAUGGCCGACAACCAGCCGGGGCUGAUCCGGUGCCGAGUCAACGAAGACGGGCUCCUCCUCUUCCUCACCGACAUUCCAGAGGAGGCCAUCCCGGAGCCUCAGGAGAAGGAGGCCCCGGUGCUGCAGGAGUCGUCCAACGGUGAGCAGAGCCAGAACGACGGCGGCACUGCGGGCCUGAAGUCGGUUCUGUCUGCCGGGAAGACGCAGAGCUCGUGGUCGGACAGCGGCGAGCGGCCCGUCGUCACCUUCAAGGAGAACAUCAAGCCCAGAGAGCAGAGCCAGGAGCCCGCCAGGAACCUCCCACUGAAAGACCUCGGCAAGGAGCGCCGCGACUUAUGCAAGGGCAACGGGACCGCCGCCGGCACCGCCGCCGCCAUCGGGAAAGGAGAGCCCAAGAGGGACGGGAAGAGGAAGAGCGAGAUGAAGAAGGCCGGCCACGAGAAGACGGCUGAUGUAGGCAAACAGGUGAAGGCUCAGACGGAGCUGAGGAAGACUCCGGUCUCUGAGGCCAAGAAGACUCCGCCCACCCAGACUCAGACCACCUGCUCGUCCCAGUUCAUCCCCAUCCAUCAUCCCGGAGCGUUCCCCCCGCUGCCCAGCAGACCCGGUUUCCCCCCCUCGGCCUAUGUCAUCCCCCCCCCUGUGGCGUUCCCAGGCCUGCAGGUGAGUCCAGGCUUCACCUUCCCCGCCGGAGUCUCGGUCCCCGCUCCUUUCCUCCAGUCUGCGGUCCACGGCGGGGCGGGCGGCCAGGCUGGGAAGCAGUCCCACAUUCCCUACAGCCAGCAGAGACCGUCGGGGCCCGGCUCGGCGGGCCAGGGCCCGGGGCCCCUCAACCAGGUGCCCUCCCAGGCUCAGCAGCAGCAGCCGUCCCCCCAGCAGGCCCUGCAGCAGUCGGUGCAGCUGCAGGUCCAGGCCCUCAAUCAGCAGCAGCAGUCGCCCACCAAACCGGUGCAGCAGGGGGGGAUGGGUAAGAGCCCGCCCCACCACCCGGGCCUGCAGCAGUACAUCCAGGACCAGACGGCCCCCAUGUGGAACCAGUCCCAGGCGGCGCUGCAGAAGAUGUCCCCCCUGCAGAUGUCCAUGAAGCAGCAGCAGGCGUUCUUCCUGGGGGGCCAGGACCCCCUGAAGCUGUACGAGCAGCAGCUGCAGCCUCAGAUCUCCAACAUGGACAAGAAGAUGAAGUUCCCUGACGUGAAGAUCCAGGACUUCUACUGGGAGCCGUCGUACCGGAUGGAGCGGACGGCGGAGGGGCUGGCCAUGAUGGGGGACAGGAUGAAGAGGCCUCCUCCUGGUGGGAUGUGUGUGGAGCAGGAGGUCCCUAGGGGGCCCCGAGGAGCCCCAUUCGAGGACAAGAGCUCGCCUUUCCUUCCUCCUGACCUGUUAAAAACUCUAGCAGACUUUGAGGAGGACGAGGAGCUGAUCUUUGCUAAGCCUCCUGAUUUCUUCCAGGCGCUGGCCGGCCCCCUUAGCUCUGCUCCUGGACCCAAUAUCUUUCUGCCAAACCAGAGCAGGAUGGAGAGCAGCCAGGAGGCGGUGGGCCAGCCGUCGUCUCUGCUGGCCAUCAGCGGCUUCCCAGUGCAGGAGUUUAACCACAGCAGCAUCUUCAGCCAGGCCUACGGGAAGAACCUGCCACCCAGCUCCAAACCCGACUCUCCCAUGAUGCAACAGGAGCCCUCCCUCUACUCGCUGUUCCAGGGGAACCCCUGGUCCCCCUCCCUCCCUGCCAGCUCAGACCACUCCACCCCAGCCAGCCAGUCCCCCCACUCCUCCAACCCCAGCAGCCUGCCCUCCUCCCCUCCCACCCACAGCCACGGAGCCGUGCCCUUCUCCAACUUUGGCCCCAUUGGAACCCCAGACAGCCGAGACCGGCGGGUCGUGGACCGCUGGAAAGCUGAGAAACCAGGAAGUGGCUUUGGUCUGGACUACCUCACAGCUGCAGCGUCCUCCUCAGGCCCUGAGCCCAGUUGGCACCAGGGCGGUUCCACAGGGAGUUCCUGGACCAAUCAGGAGUCUCCGAUGGACGAGUCGUCCUCCACUGUGCUGCUUGACAGCCUGAAGUCCAUCUGGUCCAGCUCCAUGAUGCAGCCGGGCCCGUCGGCGCUGGAGCAGCUCCUUCUGCAGCAGAAGCAGAAGCAGCAGAGAGGCCACGGCGCCAUGAACCCGCCUCACUGAAGCGCAGCGCCAGGCGGCGCUUUGUGUCCGGACGAACCACCACCAGGAGGAACGGAGGAAAAAAAACACAAAUCAAUUAAACCGGCGAGAACCGGUGGAGGCCGGGGAGGCGAGGCAACCCCCCGAUGAGGCUCAAUCACACCCCCACCCCCACACCCCCCUCGGCUGUUCGAGGAGCGGCGACGCCCCUCCUGGAUCGGAGGGAGCGGGAUCUCUUGAACGGCGGCGCCGCGCUGCCGCCGUGUUUCCUUCAACCGGCUGAACUUUGAGGAACCCCCCCACCCCAACCAACACCCCGACCCCCGAACUCAGAACACCUGGACACCUCCACCUUUCUUCUUCAUGGGAACAAGGAGGACGUCACUCUGAGGACGGGGUGGUUUAACAGGGAGGGGGGGCAGGUGGAGCGCAGGGGGCGGGACUUUCUGAUCUCCUUUCAUUUUCAUCGGAGUGGGAGGAAGAGGAGGAGGAGGAAGGUUUUAAAUACCUACUGAUCAUAUAUGGGCUUAGUUGGACCGGGGGAGGCUGGUGGACGGGACGGGACCUCCCAGCUGCAGACCGCAGGAGGUCGUGGGUCAGAAGCGGCGAGCCGGCCCAUGGUAGGGGUAGUGCUACUGUUAGCGUGCUACUGUUAGCGUGCAGAGAUUCCACAUAUUAACUCCUGAAGAUUAACGUGUAUUUAGUGAUUUUGUUCGUAGCAGUUUUAGCUUCUCGCUGCUUCAUCCAGGAGCUUCUUUCCUGAAGACUCACUGCCUCUACUUCCUGUACGGCUUUACUCCACGAAGAAGAAGAAAAAACCAAAACAAACGAACCUGAAGGUGUGACCCUGCCUGCUUAAUGAACCUGCUUUUACUCUCUUCUGCUCUGCCUGGUGUUUGUAGCAGCUGCUGCUCUGAGGACAGGCAGCCGGGUCGGGCCAAACCCAUCCCGGCGCCUUGCAGCUUUAAUUUAGCAUCUCAUACAACCCCCCCACCCCUAAAAAAAAAGAACAGAAAAUAAUCUUAAUGUCAGACAGAAGCUGGAGAUCUUCCUGUUUGUUAUAAAAAAAGUGAAAUGAAUUUGCAGGAAAAGCGUUUUGAAAAGCUUCACCGUCAGAAAGUUGAUCAGAUUCUGGUGUUUCAGCUGGAAAACUGUUCUGUGGUUCAUCUUUGGCGACACCUGGUGGUCAGAGACGAUCCCUGCGUCUCUCCUGAUUGGAUUAAAAUCGGUCGCUCAGUCAGAUUUUAGCGAACAGAACGGUUCUGGGUUCAGGCAGGUCGGUCCAAACGGGAUCUAAGCAGGCUGCAGGUAUUUGUUUAAAAUCAUGUCUUGUAUUAAACCUAUCAAAGUUUUUGUGAAUGUUCAUUUAUGAUGGAAUAAACUGCAGAUCUUUGUUUUAGAAAAUAAAUGGAUUGAUUACUGAUGCUUUUAUCUCUGUAGGGUUUUCCUGCUCUGCAGUCGAUCUUCUUUUUAUCCAUUCUGACGGUUCUUUCUUUCACCUUCAGAUCAAAUAGAAGCAGAAAAGUUUGCUUGUGAUCCUUCAUAAUGAUCAGUUUGUUUCUGCUGUUUUUAAAGGCAGAAGCUCAGACCAGCAGAGGUUAGAUCUAGCUUUGGUUCUGUACUUUCGCCGGCCAAUCAGGACGCUGUGCGGCUGUAACAGGGCGGGAGCCACAGACGCCAUGUUUGGAUCAGAACCCUCCUCUGUCCAGAUGUUUUCUCACCUUUAGAGGCGUGUCUAUUUUCUGUGCUCGUGCUUUCCAUGUGGCAUUUAGAAGCCGUGUCUGGGGAAAUAAAGGACAAGUUAAUUCUGACGGAACCAAAAGUCACGUGUGGUCUGUUCUAGGCUCUGGUUCUGACUGUGAUCUGUUGAGGUUUUGCUCUUUUAGAUCCAGCUGUGACUUCCUGUGUUUCUCUGUAGACAGAUUUGAUGGAAUAACCUUUUGAAUAAAUGUAAUAAACUCUGUUCUCCUUCA
Molecule: messenger RNA, 5662 nt
Organism: Cyprinodon tularosa
Lineage: Eukaryota; Metazoa; Chordata; Actinopteri; Cyprinodontiformes; Cyprinodontidae
Gene: smg7
Product: SMG7 nonsense mediated mRNA decay factor
Exons: 23
Coding region: 132-3710 (1192 amino acids)
Biological process (GO): nuclear-transcribed mRNA catabolic process, nonsense-mediated decay
Cellular component (GO): telomerase holoenzyme complex
Molecular function (GO): protein binding; telomeric repeat DNA binding; telomerase RNA binding
Source: RefSeq, a predicted model, not a curated record